Messenger RNA from Hippoglossus stenolepis (Pacific halibut), 1218 nucleotides. RefSeq names its product purinergic receptor P2X, ligand-gated ion channel, 3b (gene p2rx3b). The record is from RefSeq and is a predicted model, not a curated record. Gene Ontology annotation, cellular component: plasma membrane; nuclear inner membrane. The transcript is spliced from 12 exons. Gene Ontology annotation, biological process: monoatomic cation transmembrane transport; response to ATP. Gene Ontology annotation, molecular function: ATP binding; extracellularly ATP-gated monoatomic cation channel activity; purinergic nucleotide receptor activity. NCBI's taxonomy places the organism in Eukaryota, Metazoa, Chordata, Actinopteri, Pleuronectiformes, Pleuronectidae. The coding region runs from base 4 to 1218 and encodes 404 amino acids.
AGGAUGUGGUCUUGCAAAACAAACUUCUUCACCUAUGAAACCACCAAGGCAGUGGUCGUGAAGAGCUGGACCAUCGGCAUCAUCAACCGUGUCGUCCAACUUCUCAUCAUCAGUUACUUCAUCGGGUGGGUCUUCGUCAAUGAGAAGGCCUACCAGGUGAGAGACACAGCUAUUGAAUCAUCAGUGAUGACCAAAGUCAAAGGUUUUGGAAUCUACAAUAACAAGGUCAUGGAUGUUGCAGACUACGUCACUCCUACACAGGGAGCUUCAGUCUUCUGCAUCAUUACUAAACUGAUUACUACUGAGAACCAAGUCCAGGGAUACUGUCCUGAGAGUGAGAAGAAGUAUAAUUGUACCCAGGACAGUGACUGCUCGAGAACUCCCAAUAAACCAGGAAGUUAUGGAAUUCUUACAGGCAAAUGUGUUCCUUUCAAUGCCACUCUAAAAAUGUGUCAGAUAAAAGGAUGGUGUCCUGCUGAGAUCGACACCAUCAAGACAACGCCAAUGAUGGAAGUAGAGAAUUUCACCAUUUUCAUUAAGAAUAGCAUCCGCUUCCCAACCUUCAACUAUACAAAAGGGAACUUCCUUCCUACUAUCACAGACGAAUACAUCCAAAAAUGUAACUUUGACAUGGUCAACAACACCUACUGCCCCAUCUUCAGAGUGGGAGAUGUGGUCCACUACGCGCAGCAGAACUUCACCAAACUGGCAAGAAAGGGAGGCGUGAUUGGAAUAAAGAUCGGAUGGGUGUGUGAUCUGGACAAAUCAGACGAUCAGUGUAACCCCUCAUACUCCUUCACUCGACUUGAUGCCAUGUCAGAGAAGAAUGCUGUCUCACCAGGCUACAAUUUCAGGUUUGCCAAGUAUUACAAGAUGGAGAAUGGGACCGACUACCGCACUCUGGUGAAAGCCUAUGCCAUUAGGUUCGAUGUCCUGGUCAAUGGAAACGCAGGGAAGUUCAACAUGAUCCCCACACUCAUCAACAUUGUGGCAGCCUUCACAUCAGUGGGCGUGGGAACAGUGCUGUGCGACAUCAUACUGCUGAACUUCCUUAAAGGAGCGGAGCAGUACAAAGCCAAGAAAUUUGAAGAGGUGUCGGCCAGCCCGCUGGACUCCCAAAGAAACAGGCUUUCCCACUCGCAGCUUUCACUCAGACAUAGCGAGGCCAUCAUGAGGUCCAGUGACUCAGGGGCGUUUUCUUUUGAACAUUACAGCUAA